Messenger RNA from Dissoconium aciculare CBS 342.82, 1446 nucleotides. Its product is annotated as longevity assurance proteins LAG1/LAC1. Gene Ontology annotation, molecular function: sphingosine N-acyltransferase activity. NCBI's taxonomy places the organism in Eukaryota, Fungi, Ascomycota, Dothideomycetes, Mycosphaerellales, Dissoconiaceae. Bases 1 to 1446 code for a protein of 481 amino acids. The transcript is spliced from 2 exons. The record is from RefSeq and is a predicted model, not a curated record. Gene Ontology annotation, biological process: ceramide biosynthetic process. Gene Ontology annotation, cellular component: membrane.
AUGGAGGCAUUUCCGCCGCUCGAGCCGGAGCCUGGUUUCGACGCGCAUUCGAGCAAUACCCCUGCACAAAGGCCGACCCGAGCGCGACGCGUGAGCUCUCUACGGGGUGACCCACGAGGAGACACAGGUGCUACAUCUAUUGCGACGUCCAAUCUCGCCCAAGUCGAGAACAUACAACAGUCUCCGCCAUUGUCUCCAAUACUGGAUACCGCCAACGAGAAAUCGAGCCGAGUGCCUGCGAAACGGAGAAGGGGAAAGAGCUGGUUCAGUAAAUGGAAACGAAUGUCAUUGAAGCAUACUUGGGUCAAUCCGCUCAUCGUUAUAUUGGGUAUCCUGGGAGCAUACAUCGUCAGACCUGGCGAGGACAAUCCACUACAUGCCGCCAUAUUCCUGUCAUAUGCCAAUCCGCCGUUGUAUCAACAAACCAACACACUGCCGGCACACGUUGGGAAUCCGACGCAAUAUGGAAAAGGCCUCAAGGAUCUGGCAUUUUUUGGCUUCUACACAAUUGUCCUGUCCUUCACGCGCGAGUUUCUCAUGCAAUGUCUGAUCCGACCAAUUGCCAUCCGCGCUGGCAUCCUCAACCGAGCAAGACAAGCUCGAUUCAUGGAGCAGUGCUACACAGCUGUAUACUUCGGCAUUUUUGGACCAUAUGGACUAUACGUCAUGAGUCGCACUCCGAUGUGGUUCUUCAAUACCGAGGCCAUGUAUGUUGGUUUCCCGCAUCGUGCCCACGAUGCGUAUUUCAAGGCGUACUAUUUGCUGCAAGCGUCCUACUGGGCCCAACAAGGACUGGUAAUGCUCCUCAUGCUGGAAAAACCGAGGAAAGAUUUCAAAGAACUCGUGCUCCAUCACAUCGUCACUCUCGCCCUAAUCGGCCUGAGUUACCGCUUCCACUUUACAUACAUCGGCCUGAUCAUCUACAUUACAAUGGAUGUAUCAGAUUUCUUCCUUGCAACUUCAAAAUGUUUCAACUACCUGGACUGGGCGAUUGUCGGGCCCUAUUUCAUUUUUUUCCUGUUUGUCUGGGGUUACUUACGGCAUUACAUCAACCUACGGGUCUUGUGGUCUAUGCGUCCUGGCGGAGAGUUUGAAACCAUCGGGCCAUAUGAGCUCAACUGGAGCGCUCAACAGUACAAGUGUCUGCUCUCGCAGGUCAUCACAUUCGGUCUCCUCGCCAUGCUACAAGCCGUCAACAUCUUCUGGUAUGUCCUCAUCAUUCGAAUCGCAUUGCGUCUGUUGUUCAAGGGCGACAGGAAGGACGAUCGCAGUGAUUCUGAGGAAGAGGAAGACGAGGACGAAGGGGAUGUUGGCAGUGAAAGGGAGGCCGGAAAGGUUGCUUCGAAACCCACUUUACUGGUCAAUGGAGACCCUUUGGACGUAAGUGAUGCUUCGACGACGGGCCUCCUGAACCGCGGUGGCGCAGGCGCCGUCAGACAACGAUAA